This is a messenger RNA of Xiphias gladius (swordfish), 2033 nucleotides long. It is a transcript of the gene antkmt, whose product is annotated as adenine nucleotide translocase lysine methyltransferase. Gene Ontology annotation, biological process: positive regulation of proton-transporting ATP synthase activity, rotational mechanism; regulation of mitochondrial ATP synthesis coupled proton transport; peptidyl-lysine trimethylation. Gene Ontology annotation, cellular component: mitochondrion. Gene Ontology annotation, molecular function: protein-lysine N-methyltransferase activity. The coding region runs from base 111 to 806 and encodes 231 amino acids. Lineage: Eukaryota; Metazoa; Chordata; Actinopteri; Istiophoriformes; Xiphiidae. The transcript has 6 exons. The record is from RefSeq and is a predicted model, not a curated record.
GUCAACGUCACCUUUCCGGAACUAAUGUUAAGUAAGCGCUCGGCUAUACGGAACAUUUCGCAGACGGACCGGUCCUAUGGGGUAAUGUGUCCGCCCGCAAUCCUGCAGGAAUGGAUGAUGACACACCAGAUCAGGUCUUUGCUGAGCUCAAGACUGGGCACCUCGGAGGAUGGGGUGUUGCUCAGAUAGCUGCUGGGACUGGGCUUGCAGUAUAUGCUAUGUGGGUGGGAAUCCUCCAGCCAGGUUUCAGAAAAGUCCCUUUAAGGCUGCAGGUCCCCUACAUUCCAGCCAGCAAAGCUCAAGUAGAUAAUGUCAUGACACUGUUGAGAAGUCGAAAGGGAGGCCUUGUGGAUUUGGGAUCUGGUGAUGGCCGCAUUGUCUUGGAAGCCCAUCGGCAGGGUUUCACUCCUGCUGUUGGUUAUGAGCUCAACCCUUGGCUUGUUCGCCUCGCCCGGUUUCAUGCAUGGAGAGCGGGCCAUCUUGGAAAAGUAUCUUACCGACGGGAAGAUCUCUGGAAGGUCGACUUGACAGAAUGCAAGAAUGUCACAGUGUUUUUGGCUCCUAGCGUGCUUUCAUUAUUGCAGGAGAAGUUGCAGGCGGAGCUUCCUGAUGAUGCCUUAGUUGUAGCUGGACGUUUUCCGUUCCCUGACUGGAAACCCUGCAGGACUGAGGGCCAGGGUGUGGACAGAGCCUGGGCAUAUAGCAUGCAAGCACAAAGACAACAACUCUUCAGGAAAAAUGACACGCUCACAGUCAUGGAUAGCACCCUUGGCAAUGAACUAACCAAGGGGAAAUUAUCCACUUGAAGCUAAAUGGACAUCCCCACUCUUUUGCCCUCCUAGAAUGGUAACAUGGAAUUAUUAUAAAUCGUUAACUUACUGCUCAUAAGAUUUAAAUAUCCUUCACUGGAUAAGGACAGUGCUAAGGAUAUUUUACUUGACUCUCUGAAUACAUAAUUAUAGACUAAAUUGUUUUUCAUUACAUCUUCAACAGGCUGUUUCUUACAAACUGUGUAAGGGAAGGUAAUUGUUAAUUUUCAGUCCAAUGUGGCACUAAAAUGAAAAACCAUGUACAUUUUUUGCACAAAUGUUUUCUCUUCUACAGAUUGGAUUAUUUAAUUUGUUGUCAGCAAUUUCUGAACCACUUUUGAACCAAAAAUUCCUGAGCAGGGCUUUCUGUUGGCAUUGAAGGAAAACCACAACUUUGCCUCUAGAUGCCUGUAGACUUUUGGAUUACCUGCCUGGGGGGAGCAAGCUUUAAAAUGUAUCAUCUGUAGUUGUUUCUGCUGUUUUAAAUAUAUGCCACACUAUACUUCUUAUUUCUUAGACCUACAUAUAAUUAGACAACUUCAGAGGAAAUUUUGGAUCCCAUGGUGCAGAUUGUUUUGUACAGGUAGGAGGAACUAAACAAUUAAUUGUUUUUUGGGUGAUGGUUAGAGGCGCUUAGUGCUGGGGAAAUGUCAGCAAGUGUGGAAUGUGGCUCUUCAGGCUCUGGAGGUGACACGUAGGAUUUUUUUUUUUUUCCCCCAAACUCACAAACCGACUGUAACGCAUUUAUAAACCCCAUGGGGUCCACAGUGUAAGGGUAUAUACAGAAACAACAGUAUCCCUGCGUAUAGUACAUCCUGUGAUGGCAUGAAAUAGUUACCUCUGUCUACAAAUUAUACACAUUAUUUUGUCUUUGCCUGGGUUGUAAAUAAUUAUCCAGUGGCAAUUUGUUUUUGGCUGUAGCCUUUUCUUUGAUUCUCUUGAAUAUUUAACUUUUACCUCACUCUGAUCAUUUCUGCUGCAAAAGUAAUUGUUCUAAUAUAUGUAUGGACUACAAAUUUCUCUUUCUCAUUCACCAUGUGCUCACCAUUUAAUUUGUCACCUUAAUUCAGGUACUGUGUGUAUAGCAUUUGGGUGAAGUUCCACCAUUUCUGACAUUCUGGGGUGGGCCGGGUGAAGAAUGGCCUAAAUAAAACAAGCAAUAUUGGUUUUCAGUGACUAGAACGUCAUUGUUGUCAUUAAAACAAAAUGCUGCAUUAACUACAU